UAUACUUGUUUUAUCUUUUGUUCUCAUCUUCUCCGAUCGGUGGAUUCUCUUUCUUUCUCUCUGGCGAUUAGUUUUAGCCUAGUGGAGCUCUUAACUUGCGCGCAUCGCCGGUUGAUGAUAGCGCAAGAGAAGGCUAAAAGAACUUGAGAAAUCGCGGCGUCUGCCCAUGGAGUUUCUGGCAGGUGUGCCAGCGCAGGAGAAGGCUGCACCGGAGGCUCUGUUCUUGACGGAGGAAUCUAGCCGUGGUGGGAGGUUAAGGAGAUGUGUUAAGUCUCCGCCGGAGAGUUCGUCAUCGGUCGGGUUGACGGGAGAAAGCAGCGAAAGCGAGGAAGAAGAAGAAGAAGACGGCACCGUUUCGUCACAAGGAAGAUGGCUGGAUUCGUUCAGUUCCUCUCUGGAAGAUUCUCUUCCGAUUAAGAGAGGAUUAUCAAAUCACUACAUAGGGAAAUCGAAGUCAUUUGGAAAUCUAAUGGGAAUGGAAGUGAGCAACACCAAGGAUUUGGAGAAAGUGGAGAGUCCAUUGAACAAGAGAAGGAGAUUGCUUAUUGCUAACAAGCUAAGGAGAAGAUCUUUAUCGUCAUCUUUCAGCUUCUACCCUAAGACUAAUCUUAAUUCUAUGCCUUUACUUGCGUUGCAAGAAUCUGAUGAAGAUGAUCACAAAUACAAUAACGAUGAUGAUGAUGAUGACAGUAGUGAUGAGGAAAUUAAUAAGCUGCAAGAUAAGAGGAUGAAGAUGACGAAUAACAGAGAUUUUAUGGUUCAAACUCAGAGCUGUUUUUGCUUAUCUAGUUUUCCAGAUGAUGAUCGAUAAAAUCCAUUUCUAUUACCCACUUCUGUUCUGUUUUUUUUUUUAAUUCUAGCGUAGAGGAAGUUACGUUGGCAAUAAGUGAUUUGAUAGAUUGAGUAAAGAAUAUAACUAAUGGUUUAGUCGUUUAGAUGA
Messenger RNA from Brassica napus (rape), 940 nucleotides. Its product is annotated as protein OXIDATIVE STRESS 3 LIKE 2. The coding region runs from base 167 to 811 and encodes 214 amino acids. The record is from RefSeq and is a predicted model, not a curated record. NCBI's taxonomy places the organism in Eukaryota, Viridiplantae, Streptophyta, Magnoliopsida, Brassicales, Brassicaceae. The transcript is spliced from 2 exons.